ACUCCGUCAAUGAGUAAAUAGUAAACAUUCCGAGAAUAAACAUGGCGGCACAUGGUGGUGUCAUAACUUGGAGGGGUGGGCGUACAGAUUAAGAGCCGCCAAACCAAAGCUUAUCGUUCUCACGACGUCACGCGACGUGGGUGUCAAUGCGUAUUCGUGAUUACGUAAGUCGGUAAUCGCGUGGCAUCUUCUGUUUUUUUUUCCUGUUAUAUCCGGCUGCCAUGUGAUCUAAGCUCCAUUCCGCCUUUUCGAAGCCGGUCCAUGCCGUGAUCACGCUACCAAUUUCAUUAAUUGUGCACAAGGUAUCCUGGUAAAAACAUGGGUGGCAAGUGGUCCAGCAUGGAUCCCUCGCAAAUUGAAGUACCGGAGAUAAAAACCCUCCUUGAGAGAGAUCCAUAUCUGAAGCCGUACGAGAAUGACAUUCGACGAAGAUAUGCCCUGUUUAAGGAUUAUAUUGAAAGAAUAGAAGAGGGAGAUGGAGACCUUAGGCAAUUUACUACUGCAUAUGAGAGCUUUGGUAUUCAUGUCCAAAAUGAUAAUAGUGUUGUCGCAAAGGAAUGGGCACCUGGUGCGCAGGAAGUAUUUCUAACUGGAGAGUUUAAUAAUUGGCAAAAAACUGCUACACCAUAUAAAAAAUUAGAAUAUGGCAAGUGGGAGUUGCAUCUACCUCCGAAUGCAGAUGGGAGUUGUCCUUUGAAACAUAACUCUGAAAUAAAGCUGAUUAUCAAGAAUCACAAUAACGAGCUGCUUGAAAGAUUGAGUCCCUGGGCGACUUAUGUAACACAGAAACCGGAUAAAUCUGAAGGGACUACUUACAAACAACGUAUAUGGCAUCCAGAAAAUACAUACAAGUUCAAACAUCCCAAACCAAAGAAACCAGAGAGUCUCAGAAUUUACGAAUGUCAUAUUGGAAUUGGUACCCAAGAAUGUCGCGUUGGCACCUACUUGGAAUUUGCUAGGGAUGUGAUACCACGGAUUGUUAAGCAAGGAUACAACUCGAUACAAGUAAUGGCGAUCAUGGAGCACGCUUACUAUGCUAGUUUUGGAUAUCAGGUGACUUCCUUCUAUGCGGUUUCGUCUCGCUAUGGAAAUCCAGAAGAGUUAAAAGAGCUAGUGGAUGUGGCACAUCAGCAUGGUCUUUAUGUUCUGCUGGAUGUGGUACAUUCGCAUGCUUCCAAGAAUACUUUGGACGGACUGAAUAUGUUUGAUGGUACAGACGCAUGUUUCUUCCAUAGCGGUUCUCGCGGUGAACACUCGUUGUGGGACAGCAGGCUAUUCAAUUACGCGGAAUACGAGGUACUUCGGUUCCUAUUAUCCAAUUUGCGUUGGUACAUCGAGGAAUAUGGUUUUGAUGGAUUCAGGUUUGAUGGCGUCACAUCAAUGUUGUAUCACUCAAGAGGCUUGGGACAAGGUUUUAGUGGUCAUUAUGAUGAAUAUUAUGGUUUGAAUGUUGAUGUGGAGGGCAUAGUGUAUUUGAUGCUCGCUAAUCAUAUGUUGCGUGAAAUAUAUCCCGAAGUUGUCACAAUUGCCGAAGAUGUUAGUGGAAUGCCAGGUGUUUGCAGGCCUGUCGCUGAAGGUGGUAUGGGAUUUGAUUACCGCUUAGCCAUGGCUAUUCCUGACAAAUGGAUUAAAUUAUUAAAAGAGGUUAAAGAUGAAGAUUGGAAGAUUGGCGAGAUUUGCUGGACACUCUCCAAUCGAAGAUGGAUGGAGAAAGCGGUCGCUUACUCCGAGUCUCACGAUCAAGCCCUCGUUGGUGAUAAGACGAUUGCAUUCUGGCUCAUGGAUAAGGAGAUGUAUACGCACAUGAGCACUUUGAGUUCACAAAGUGAUAUCAUUUCUCGUGGCAUUGCUCUUCAUAAUCUAAUCACGCUGAUCACGCAUGCUUUGGGUGGCGAAGCUUAUCUAAACUUCAUGGGCAAUGAGUUUGGUCAUCCCGAAUGGCUAGAUUUUCCGAGGGUCGGAAAUGGAGAUAGCUACCAUUAUGCCAGACGUCAGUGGAAUUUAGUGGACGACGAAUUACUGAAGUAUAAAUGUAUGAACAAUUGGGAUCGCGCUGUAAAUAUGCUCGAAGAGAAGUAUGGAUGGUUGCAUGCCCAUCCUGGCUAUGUGAGCUGGAAGCACGAAGAUGAUAAAGUGAUUGUCUUUGACCGAGGUGAUCUCACAUUCGUCUUUAACUUUCAUCCAGUCAAGUCAUUCGCCGAUUAUCCGGUCGGUGUAAAAAAUCCAGGAACGUACAAGAUCGUUUUGUGCAGCGACGAUGAACAAUUUGGAGGAGAAUGUCGCGUAGACACGAGCGUGCAACAUUUUACGCAACCAGAAUCAUUUUCUGCAUAUCAAAACAAAAUGAUGAUCUACAUUCCGCGCCGUACAGCGUUAAUUUACGCACAAAUUGAUGGUUAACUGCUGUCUCGUGAAUGAAGACUGUUUGAAAAUUGUAUAAUGAUAAAUCACAUCUAUCUAGUAAUAUAAAUAAACGUAAAUAUCAUAUAUUUUUAUAUUUAGGAAACUUAUGAAGAAGAUAUAUCGCGAUAAUCCUGAAAAAGAAUCUUGUGAGUAUAAUUAGAUUUCUUUUAGAAAAGAAUUACAGUAAAUGCUGAUGGAUUUAACUUGUUUUCUCAGA
Mycetomoellerius zeteki is the source of this 2620-nucleotide messenger RNA. It is a transcript of the gene AGBE, whose product is annotated as 1,4-alpha-glucan-branching enzyme. The record is from RefSeq and is a predicted model, not a curated record. Gene Ontology annotation, molecular function: 1,4-alpha-glucan branching enzyme activity; hydrolase activity, hydrolyzing O-glycosyl compounds; cation binding. Gene Ontology annotation, cellular component: cytoplasm. Bases 319 to 2400 code for a protein of 693 amino acids. Gene Ontology annotation, biological process: glycogen biosynthetic process. The transcript has 11 exons. NCBI's taxonomy places the organism in Eukaryota, Metazoa, Arthropoda, Insecta, Hymenoptera, Formicidae.